ACUGGAAAGCGUCCUGCGCGCUAAUCGCUGCACUGACGCUAGUAUUCGCCCAUACUUUGCUGUCUUCAGUUUAGGCAGUUUUAGCUGACGCAUUUUGUCUGUUUAUCACGAAAAAAGUAAUUAAAAUAGCCAGGAUGAGGGACGAGGUGAAAAUGGACGCGAAUCGUUUGAUAGUUGAGGUUUACAAGCGACCUGCUCUUUGGAAUCAGAGACACAUCUCUUAUCACAAUCGAGAGGUGACCAACAGAGUUUGGAUGGAGAUCGCCACAAUCUUUAAACUUCCGAAGCCAGUCUUAAAAGCCAAAUGGAAGGGCCUCCGAGAUACAUUUCGAGCCGAGUUAAAGAAGGAACUAGUCUACCAAAAAAGUAAUUACCAUCGGAAUCGGCCAGUAUGGAUUCACUUUAAAAAUCUGCAGUUCCUCAAGGAACAAAUGGUACCUCGACCACCGAUUUGGGAACGAAACUGCAAUCGUAAUUCAGAUAACAACCGUAUCACCGAAAUCGAAGGGAACCAAAAUGGAGACUCUAAAAGUAAAGCUGCAAAUGGAGAUGAAAAUUCAAGUCUAGAUAAUCUAAAUGGAGAUUCUCAAAUGAGCAUUGAUACUGUCCACCACCAGCUUGAAGUCAAACAAGAACCAGAGGAGAAUUACCAAAAUCUCGAAUUCCACAACGUAUCAGAGAACCUGGGAGAUAAUGAGAUGAUGCUUCAAAAUCUAUCCCCUGAACAGGUUUUAAUGGGCGAUGGAGAUUCAGUUAAUGGUCUUAAUAUUGAUCCCCUUGAGGGUAAUCGCUGCGACGAUAAUUAUUUCUUUUUGAUGAGUCUUUUACCUCACAUACGGACUUUGCCUGCCGAAAGAAGAAUGCUUCUCAGGAUGCAAAUGCAGGAGUUGGUGUACAAGGAAGUUUAUAAGAAGAGCAACUCAGAAAAUGUUUCAUCUCCAUGAAUAUUUGAAAUUAAAAAAUAUCGAGACUCUUAAAGAGCUUUGAUUUAACUGAAAGAUAAAUUACUUUAUAGCUAUAAAUAGAAUAUCGAUUUGAUGAAUGAAAACAUAUAAUUAUACUGUGAUGGUGACGUUCGAGUGUUUUACAGAGACACAGAAAAGGGAGACAUGGGUUUUUUUUUCCUUUUUACGCUUUUUAUUUUCUAGUAUUUCAAAUUUCGUGCCAUAAUUCUAAACCUAAGAGUGAAUUUUCGUCUAAUUUAUUGAUUUAUUGUGCUUUUGUUAAUGUCAGUUGUGAAUGAGUACAAACUAUUGUUAUUUUAAGUUUAAUUUUUUGGAUUGACUUUUUGUGUUCGAAGGAUUAUAUUCUGAGGAUAUUACUAUCAGUUUUCGGAAUCUGCUGUAAUUUUAGGAGGAAAAUAUAGAAACGAGUAUGGGCUAAGAAAUAUAUUUAUUUUUUAUUCUUAAGCGUUGGAAGCAACGAGUCGGGAUAUUUAUGUGCAGAUAGAAGAAAAUAAAGAAUAUUUC
Belonocnema kinseyi is the source of this 1469-nucleotide messenger RNA. RefSeq names its product transcription factor Adf-1-like. Gene Ontology annotation, molecular function: DNA binding. NCBI's taxonomy places the organism in Eukaryota, Metazoa, Arthropoda, Insecta, Hymenoptera, Cynipidae. Bases 135 to 944 code for a protein of 269 amino acids. Gene Ontology annotation, cellular component: transcription regulator complex; nucleus. Gene Ontology annotation, biological process: regulation of transcription by RNA polymerase II. The record is from RefSeq and is a predicted model, not a curated record. The transcript has 2 exons.